AUGGCGUCGCUCCUCCGGCCGCAUACGUUCGCCAAAUCAUCACGAAAACUGCUUGAAGCAGCCUCGCUCUCGCAGACCCUAGCGCGACGACCAGCUUCACUGCCGCGACCACUGUAUGCAUACGCACGGAGUCGACAGUAUGCGACGAGGCCAGAGGAUCCAAAGGAGCCCCAAGAGCAGGAUGGCAACAAGUCAGACAAGCCGGCGCCUGGCUCAUCGCCCAAGGGAAUGGAACAUUUGUACUCACAGAGCUCUCCGAUGUCAUCCAAUCCACAGCCGCCAGGGAAAAAGCCCGAAGGUGAAGAGGAUGGGCCUCUCCCAGGCCGCACAAAGCUAAACGCGGCAGAGGAGAAAGCUCUUGACGAUACAUUCGCCCUGGUCAAGAAAGGCAUGCCUGCGUCUAUGACACAAGACAUCGACAAGGCUUUACAACGGAUAAAGCGAGAGGGUUUGCCCAAGGAACUUCGGGACACGAUCGAAGAGGUUAGCACAGAAGGCAUGUCUCCCGGGAGAGCUGCCAAACUGUGGCGGCUGACUACCCACAUCGCACGACAAACAGCGGAGAGAGAGUUCAGCGACCGUAUGCAGAAGGAAGAGCCACAGCAGAAGAGUUCAGAAGACCCGGGUCCGGCUGGAGCUAAGAAGGAUGGCAAGAAGAAGGACAAGAAAGACGACAUGUGGGCGAACGUGACAGAGUUCAAGUUCGACCUCAGUAAUUUCUUGGUCUCCGCUUUUGUUGCAUACCUCCUCUAUCGUCUUGUGGUACCCAGUGAAAACAGCAGGGAGAUUACCUGGCAAGAAUUCAGAAACACCUUCUUCGACAAAGGUCUGGUGGAAAAGCUAGUCGUGGUCAAUGGCAACCUUGUACGAGUUUAUCUGCACCGCGAAGCUGUGGCCUCCAUGUACCCGGAGUCUCCUGCUGCUCAGCCCGGAUUCUAUUACUAUUUUAGCAUUGGCUCAGUCGAAGCCUUUGAGCGAAGAGUAGACGAGGCACAAAACGAAUUGGGCAUUCCAAAUUCGGAGAGGAUUCCGGUCUCCUAUCACUCGGAGGGCAGCUGGUUCAACACCGUCCUUGCUUUCGGGCCGACGCUGCUGUUCAUUGGUGCGAUCUUCUAUAUGUCGAGAAGAGCCGCUUCAGGCGCAGGUGGUGGCCAGGGCGGUAUUUUCGGCAUGGGACGAAGUCGGGCCAAAAAGUUCAAUCACGAAACAGACAUCAAAGUCAAGUUCAAUGACGUUGCAGGGAUGGAUGAAGCGAAGCAAGAAAUCAUGGAGUUUGUCGGCUUUUUGAAAGAGCCUUCUAUCUAUCAGAAACUUGGUGCGAAGAUCCCUCGCGGUGCCAUCCUGUCGGGGCCUCCCGGAACAGGUAAAACACUGCUAGCCAAAGCGACCGCCGGAGAGAGUGGUGUGCCUUUCUUUUCAGUGUCAGGAUCCGAAUUCGUCGAGAUGUUCGUGGGUGUUGGUCCUAGCCGUGUACGGGAUCUAUUCCAGAACGCACGGAAGAACACACCAUGUAUCAUCUUCAUUGAUGAAAUUGAUGCCAUUGGAAAGGCGAGAGCGAAGCAGUCUUUUGGUGGUGGCAACGACGAGCGCGAGAGCACACUCAAUCAGAUUUUGACCGAGAUGGACGGAUUCAACACUUCGGAGCAAGUUGUCGUGUUGGCUGGAACGAAUCGAGCAGACGUUCUGGACAAGGCCCUCAUGCGUCCAGGACGAUUCGACAGACACAUCGCCAUCGACCGACCGACAAUGGAUGGCCGGAAACAGAUAUUUGGCGUGCAUCUGAAGAACAUCGUCACAAACGAGGACUUGGAGUACCUGAAAGGCCGUCUUGCGGCUCUCACCCCUGGAUUUGCUGGUGCUGAUAUUGCCAACUGUGUCAACGAAGCUGCUCUGGUUGCUGCCCGCGAUUCUGCGGAGUCCGUCGCCAUGAAGCAUUUCGAACAAGCCAUCGAACGUGUCAUUGGUGGACUUGAGAAGAAGAGCUUGGUACUAAGCCCAGUAGAGAAGAAGACCGUUGCCUACCAUGAGGCCGGUCACGCUAUCUGCGGCUGGUACUUCCAGUACGCUGAUCCUCUACUGAAGGUCAGCAUCAUUCCACGUGGGCAAGGGGCUUUGGGCUACGCACAAUACCUUCCGGGUGGUGGCAACGAUGAAGUUCUCAUGAACGUCAAACAACUAAUGGAUCGCAUGGCUAUGACUCUCGGCGGUCGUGUUAGCGAGGAGCUCCAUUUCGACACUGUGACUAGCGGAGCCAGCAGCGACUUCAACAAAGUCACACGCAUGGCAAAUGCCAUGGUCACCAAGUGGGGAAUGUCUAACUUGGGCUAUAUCUACUACCCUGACUCAUCAGAGAGCCAAGAGGCGCAGCUGCAAAAGCCUUUCUCCGAAUCGACUGCACAAGCCAUUGAUGCUGAAGUCAAGCGAAUCGUGAACGAAGCAUACAAGCAAUGUCGACAACUGCUGGAGGAGAAGAAGAAGGAGGUCGGACUGGUCGCCGAGGAGCUGCUGUCCAAGGAGGUGCUGAGCCGUGAUGACAUGGUCCGAUUACUCGGUCCACGACCGUGGAGUGACCCAGGCGAGUUCAGCCGCUACUUUGGCGGCGGCCCCAUGGGCCCUCCACCUGGCGGCAAACCUGCUGAGCCGGGCUCUAUUGAACAGCCUGGCGAGGGGAACAUGCCCCCGCCUCUCCGGGGGGCUGGAGGCGAGGAGCCGGCUCCAACGCUAUACCAACAGUUUAAAGAGCUAUCUCGGCGAUGGAAGUGA
Molecule: messenger RNA, 2763 nt
Organism: Lecanosticta acicola
Lineage: Eukaryota; Fungi; Ascomycota; Dothideomycetes; Mycosphaerellales; Mycosphaerellaceae
Source: the annotation of a GenBank genome assembly